Malania oleifera is the source of this 5884-nucleotide messenger RNA. RefSeq names its product DDT domain-containing protein PTM. Lineage: Eukaryota; Viridiplantae; Streptophyta; Magnoliopsida; Santalales; Ximeniaceae. The transcript has 10 exons. The record is from RefSeq and is a predicted model, not a curated record. Bases 245 to 5398 code for a protein of 1717 amino acids.
GUGUGGACGGGGCCGUUGGUCUCCCCUAAUAAGGGCUGCAAAGCACACCACACUUACCCCUCCCCCUCUUUCUCUCUCUCUCACAAGACGCUUUCAGUGGCGGUUCUCAAACCCUAGCAAGAAACCCUAGAUUCUGCGCGGGGAAGUCUCUGGAAUAUCAAUGAGAGCUUUUUCUUGGAACCCUAGUAAUUGAGGGAGGUGUGCGUUAUUUUCGGAGAUUGAUUGAUGUGAUUGUGAGUGGUCGAUGGAAUUUGCGGCAAUCAAAGUAGAGCGUCGAGGGAGAAAAAGGCGAAGGAAUGGGGGUCAAAAUAAUGUUUCCACUGGUCAGCAAAUAGGUCCAGAGACGAAGAAGCGGGCAGUUGAGACGAGAUCAAAGGCAUUUAUUGGGCGAUAUGUGAAGAAGGAGUUUGUUGGGAGUGGAGUUUUUAUUGGGAAAAUUGUGUCUUAUGAUGGUGGAUUGUACAGAGUUGAUUAUGAAGAUGGGGACUGCGAGGAUCUGGAGAGCAGUGAGGUCCGCCAGUUUCUUAUUGCAGAUGGUGGGUUUGAUGACCACUUGAUGACAAGGAAGAAGAAGUUAGAUGAGUUAAUAUCAAACAAGGAUGUUAGUAAGACUAGAAAUUCCGAAGCGAAUGCAGUGGACUUGGCGAAUGGGUUAGAGAGGGCUGAAGUGUCUUCAUUGAGUGAAGUAAGUUGUGGCCCAACUCAUGAAACUGAUGCAGCGGUUGCUCAAGUUGAUGGCGAUGCUGAUUCAUCUAGUGAUUCCUGCGAGUAUGUUCAUGAUCAUGGUUUGGGUUCGGAGGCUGAAACCCCUGCUGUUCCGCCGCCACCGUUGCCUCCUUCUUCAGGCAACAUAGGUGUUCCAGAGGAAUAUGCUUCUCACCUUUUUUCAGUAUAUAGUUUUUUGCGCUCAUUUAGUAUCAGACUAUUUUUGAGCCCAUUUGGUUUGGAUGAUUUUGUGGGGUCAAUUAAUUGUGUUGUCCCAAACACAUUGGUGGAUGCCAUUCAUGUUGCUCUUAUGCGUGCAUUGAGACGACAUCUUGAAAAGCUCUCUUCUGAUGGUUCUGAGCUUGCAUCAAAAUGUCUAAGGUGUGUUGAUUGGAGCUUGGUCGAUAUGCUGACUUGGCCUGUUUAUUUGAUCCAUUAUUUAACAAUAAUGGGGUACGUGGAGGGGCCUGAAUGGAAAGGAUUUUAUGCUGAUGUCUUAGACAGGGAGUAUUAUAGCUUACCGGUGGGAAGGAAGUUGUUGAUUUUGCAAAUUUUGUGCGAUGAUGUCUUGGAGUCUGCUGAGCUACGAGCAGAAAUUGACAUGCGUGAAGAAUCAGAAGUUGGAAUUGAUUCUGAUGCAAUUGCAGCUAAUCCUAUUGAAAAUGGGCCAAGAAGGGUGCAUCCCAGAUAUUCUAAAACUUCUGCUUGCAAGGACCAAGAAGCUAUUGAGAUUAUUGCUGACAGUCAUAAGGCAAAAUCAGUUUGUAGCUCAAGUUCUUUGGGUUCUAAAGGUUUUGUAUUGGAUAGGGAUGCUGCUGAUGUUGAGUUGGAUGGAAAUGGUGAUGAAUGCCGCCUUUGUGGUAUGGAUGGAACCUUGCUUUGCUGUGAUGGGUGCCCAUCUGCAUACCAUUCAAGAUGUAUAGGUGUAAGCAAAAUGUCAAUACCAGAAGGGUCAUGGUUUUGUCCUGAAUGUACGUUUAACAAGAUUGGGCCGACAAUUACAAGAGGAACCUCACUAAGAGCAGCAGAAAUCUUUGGCAUUGAUUUAUAUGAGCAAAUAUUUUUGGGUACUUGCAAUCACUUACUUGUGCUGAAGGCUUCAGGAAAUGCAGAAUCAUGUUUCAGGUAUUAUAAUUGGAAUGACAUUCCUAAGGUACUUCACCUACUUUGUUCAUCUGUCCAGCAUACUGCUUUUUAUUCGGGGAUAUGCAAGGCAAUUUUGCAUUAUUGGGAAAUCCCAGACAAUAUUUUCUCUCUUCCUGCAAGGUCUCCUACUCUACUAUUUCCCCUUUGCAAGGAGAGCCAUAAAAGUAUUGUUGAGGGUGAGAAUUAUGCAAGCGGCUUGACUGAGGGUAAUGCGGAAAAUAUGGCAGCUACUUUUCCCGAUACCUCCUUAGAUACAUUGACUUUUACUAACCUUAAUAGUCUGCAUCGGGAAGGUCACACAGCAACAAAACAGGUUCUUAUGGGUGCUUUGCCCCCUGAACUAGGUAAAAUGGAACCAACAAUAUCUACUGGAUCGAUCAGUCAUCAAGCUGAUCCAUCAGACUUAACUCACCAGAGCUUGGCAGAUAGAAGUGUAAUAGACUUUACCACUUGUACCUCAGGAAACAGCAAUGGUAAUAAUAUUGAACAUGUGAAUGGUAUGAGUUUGCCAGCAAGCCUGUUUUCUCAAAGUAGAGGAGGUAAUCUUGAAGUUGGUGGAAGAGGUGGCAGAAAUUCAAGUGAUGAUUGUCUAUAUAUGGGAUCUUCUUUCAAACCUCAGGCAUACAUAAAUCAUUAUAUCCAUGGAGAUUUUGCUGCAUCUGCUGCUGCUAUUCUGGCUGUUCUUUCAUCCGAGGAAAAUCAGGCCUCUGAUGCUCAUGCUUUGGACAAUCCUAGGAAACUUUUGUCAGCUAGUGUUGCAUUGCAACUCAAAGCAUUUUCAUCCGUAGCCAUCCGUUUUUUCUGGCCAAAUUCUGAAAAGAAAAUUGUGGAAGUUCCAAGGGAGAGGUGUGGUUGGUGUCUUUCUUGCAAGGCCCCUGCUACAAGCAAGAAAGCAUGUCUAUUGAAUUCAGCUGCCUUGAAUGCCAUUAAAGGUGCUAUGAAGAUUCUCACAGGCCUUCGCCUUGUAAAGAAUGGGAAGGGGAGUCUACCUAGCAUUGCCACAUAUAUUUUAUACAUGGAGGAGAGUUUAUGUGGUCUAAUAGUUGGACGUUUUUUGAAUAAAAGUUUUAGAAAACAGUGGCGUAGACAUGUAGAACAGGCUUCAAGCUGCAGUACACUAAAGGCUCUUUUGCUUGAAUUUGAGGAAAACAUUCGGACCAUUGCUUUCUCUGGGGAUUGGGUUAAGCUGGUGGAUAAUUGGUUGGUUGAAUCUUCUGUAGUCCCAAAUACUGCAUGUGCUGUUGUAUUUACUCAGAGACGUGGACCAAGUAGCAGGCGAGGUAGAAAACAGUCUGCAAUUUCUGAAGUUACAGAUGGGUAUAGGAAUGAAAAACUAGUUGAUUUUAAGUGGUGGCGAGGAGGGAAGCGGUCAAAGGUUAUUUUCCAGAAAGGAAUUUUGCCAUACUCAAUGGUUAAAAAGGCAGCCCGACAAGGUGGCACUAGAAAGAUUUCUGGAAUGUAUUAUGCUGAAUCUUUUGAGAUUCCUAAAAGAAGCAGGCAGGCAGUUUGGAGAGCUGCUGUUGAAAUGAGUAAGAAUGCAUCACAGCUUGCACUUCAGGUUAGAUACCUAGACCUUCAUGUAAGAUGGAGUGAUAUUCCUCGUCCUGAGCAGAAUCUCCAGGAUAGCAAAGGUCCUGAAACAGAAGCUUCUGCCUUUAGAAAUGCAUUUAUCUGUGAUAAGAAAAUUGUGGAUAACAUGAUAAGAUAUGGAGUUGCUUUUGGGAAUCAAAAGCAUCUCCCAUCCCGCGUCAUGAAGAAUAUAAUAGAAGUAGAGGAAAACCAAGAUGGAAAGGAUAAGUAUUGGUUUUUGGAAAUUCAUAUUCCAUUAUAUUUGAUUAAGGAGUAUGAAGAAAGGUCAGUGGAAGUGCUAUUGCCUUCUGAUGGGAAACCCUCUAAUGGAUUAUCGGUCUUGCAAAGAAGGCAACUGAAAGCUUCCCGCAGGGAUAUAUUCUCCUAUCUUGCACGCAAGAGAGACAAUUUGGACAUGUGCUCUUGUGCUUCAUGUCAAUUGAAUGUUUUUAUUAGGAAUGCAGUCAAGUGCAGUGCAUGUCAAGGCUAUUGUCAUAUGGAUUGUACCAUCAAUUCAACUGUUCAUACAGGGGUGGAAUUUGAGAUUUUGAUCACCUGCAAGUUGUGUUACAAUGCAAAUGCUUCUACCCAAAAUGAAAACAGUAAUGAGUCACCUACUAGUCCCUUGCCCUCUCAAGGACUAGAAUAUCAAAAUGUAGUGACUGUCAAUAAAAGUGCAAAGCAAAAACGAAGUCACCCAACUGCAGGUGUUAAGACUCUGGAGAGUUCUGAAACAAAACUGGCUUCUUCUGUUCCUAGCUUGGCAACAAAACGUCAGCGUAGUAAAUGUUCUUGGGGUAUCAUAUGGAGGAAGAAAAACACUGAAGAUACUGGAUUUGAGUUCAGGCUUAAAAAUAUAAUUUUGAAGGGUAAUCCUGAUAUGAACUGGUCAAAACCUGUUUGUCACCUGUGCCGUAAGCCAUAUAAUUCAGAUCUGAUGUAUAUCUGCUGUGAGACUUGCAGAAACUGGUACCAUGCUGAUGCUGUAGAACUUGUGGAGGCAAAAAUCUUUGAUGUAGCGGGAUUCAAAUGUUGCAAGUGUCGUAGGAUAAGAUCACCUGUGUGCCCUUACAUGGACCCUGAAAGCAGGAGGCCAGAGAGCAAGAAGAGUCGCUCGAAGGCAUCAAAGCAAGCAAGUGUGGGAGUGGACUCCAAUUCUGGGCCUGUCUCUGACCAAUCUAAAGAGUGGAAGGACAGCAUGUUCAUGGAGCCUACUACUCCAAUACUUGUCCCCGAGGAGGAACUGUUUGCAGAACCAACUGCUCCUGAGGAGAAAGUAAUUGUACAAGAAGAUGAUUCUCAUCUAUUAUCUGUUUCCAGAGCUGACCAAAUUAAAGAGCCCAAGUCAGAAGAAAAUUUGGAAUGCGAUGCAUCAUUUGCACCAGGGCCACAGAAACUACCGGUCAGAAGGCAGGUGAGGCGUGAGGAUGGAGAUGGUUAUUCUGAGAACAGUCCAUCUUGUAUUCAAUUAUCUACACCCCUUGAAGCAGAUAACCAGACCAAUUCACCAGUGAAACCAUCAUCGCCAAUUUUGGAAUGGGAUGCUUCUAUUAAUGGUGUUGGAGAUGAGAUGAUGUUUGACUAUGAAGACCUUAGUUAUGAGGAUAUGGAAUUUGAACCCCAGACCUAUUUUUCUUUUAGGGAACUGCUGGCAUCAGAGGAUGGAGGUCAGUUGGAUGGAGUUGAUGCAUCUGUAGGUUUGUCAGGUAACCAUGAAAAUUUAUAUUCUGCAAAUUCACAGGAUGGAGUUCCUGAACAAUAUGGAUUAGUUGCUUCUGAUGAUCAGCAAGAUCCUUCGAUUUCUGUGGAGCCAGUUUUUGAUAUAGUGCAUUGUCGGAUGUGUUUACAAAUGGAACCGGAUCCUGAUCUUUGUUGCCGUACUUGUGGCCUACGCAUACACAGUCAUUGUUCACCUUGGGUUGAACCGUCCUCACCUGAAGAUGACUGGAAGUGUGGCCACUGCCGUGAGUGGCGGUAGCUUAUCCUGUUUUGUGUAUGCAUUGGAUUUGUUUUGUGCUUUCAAAUUUUCAGAGGGAGUUGUUCUUGGUGUCUGAAGGCAGCUUUUACUGAUUGAAUCCAGCAAUGAUGAAUCAGAUAUGCAGAUAGCCAAGUUUAUAUUAGCAGUUCUGAAAAGUCUUGUAGGACACUGUCAACAUUUUGAAACCAAGCCAUUUCUGCAACUGGCUGUGGCUCAGCUGCUUCCUGGCAGUUCUUUUGUCAUAUAGGGCCAUAUUAUUGGUUGGAAUUUUGGUUAAGGUAAAACUCCAAUUAUAUGGUUGGUGGGCUGGCAUCUUCAUCGUUGAGAGUUAUGGAGACUCCAGUGCCCUGAAGGGCGUUUGGGAACGGUAGAAUCACUACCCAUGCUAUCAUAUGAAUACGAUCUUGAAGAUGAGCAGAUUUUUUAUGUGCUCAUCUGAUUCAAGUGCUUGUAUAAAUCAAAGUUCAUGAGAAUAUUUUUGAUUGU